Molecule: messenger RNA, 306 nt
Organism: Zymoseptoria tritici IPO323
Lineage: Eukaryota; Fungi; Ascomycota; Dothideomycetes; Mycosphaerellales; Mycosphaerellaceae
Exons: 2
Coding region: 1-306 (101 amino acids)
Source: RefSeq, a predicted model, not a curated record
AUGACCUUCGGGGGCCACUUUCUUCCUCCCAAUCAAAUUCACCGCUUCGCUUCUGUGUGUGAGUGGCAGCUCGCCAAUCCAGACUCCGCCGCGUUGAACGAAGACCCGAUCAAGACCGUGCGGAUGUAUCUGUUGCUUACCGCAAAGCAUCUACGCAAUAAGAGAAAUAAAAAGGAGGAUUGGGCGGAGGAGUUCGGAGGGGAACAAAUCGUCCGUCUGUUUGACCAGACGCUCGAGCGUAUCGAUCCACGCUUGACCAGAAAUUGUGUUCUGAAGCCCUUCUCGCGCCGUGGAAGCAAGAGAUAA